Molecule: messenger RNA, 2152 nt
Organism: Durio zibethinus
Lineage: Eukaryota; Viridiplantae; Streptophyta; Magnoliopsida; Malvales; Malvaceae
Biological process (GO): translation
Cellular component (GO): cytosolic large ribosomal subunit; ribosome
Molecular function (GO): 5S rRNA binding; structural constituent of ribosome
Source: RefSeq, a predicted model, not a curated record
CGCAGUUCACCUUGGGUCAGCAUCCUUUACCUUUCGGCCCACCCUCCUAAAACUCCAGAUCAGUAACCCAGGCAGGCCGCAGCAAAAACCUCUCUUAACCCCCUCUGCGACCCAACUCUCCCUCUUUCGCAAACGCUGGUCAUAGCUAUGUUCAUCCGCCGCACGCUAUCCAACAAAACCCUCAGCCUACGCUUCCGCUUCUUCUCCCAAGCCGCUCUCUCACUCGAUCAAUCAUUUUCAGUAUCACCAUCAUCUCCAUUUCCAUUGACGUACCUCGAAGGCUUCCCGAAGCCUGACCCUAAAUACGCCGAGACUAUACUCGCCAUCCCACGCGCCGCGUCUGGGAAGAGCAUCGCCGCCAAAGAAAGAAAAGUGGGUCGCGUCCCCAGCAUCGUUUUCGAGCAAGAAGAUGGGCAGCAUGGAGGCAACAAAAGGCUCAUUUCUGUUCAGAACAAUCAGAUCAGAAAAUUGGUUAAGCAUCUAGGCCAGUCUUUUUUCCUUUCUAGGCUUUUUGAUCUUGAGGUUCGAUCAGAGUUUGGAACCGGUGAUUUGAUUGAGAAAGUCCGUGUUCUCCCCAGGAUGCUUCAUUUGCAUGCGGGGACUGAUGCACCUCUUAACGUGACCUUCAUAAGGGCGCCUUCGCAUGCUUUGUUGAAGGUUGAUGUUCCUCUUGCGUUCAGAGGAGAAGAUGUAUGCCCUGGACUAAGGAAAGGGUUGUUCUUGAAUACUAUCAAGAGGACUGUUAAGUUCGUAUGCCCAGCAGAUAUUAUUCCUCCAUAUAUUGAUGUUGAUUUGAGUGAGUUGGAUGGGGGUCAGAAGUUGGUAAUGGGAGACCUCAAGGUUCAUCCAGCCCUAAAGCUUAUUCAUUCAAAAGAUGAGCCUGUUUGUAAGAUUAUGGGAGCCAGAGUUUCUGACCAACAGAAGAAGAAAUAAGGAUUUCAGUUCAGAUUUUGGCAAGCCUAGUGUUAACAAAAUUUAUCUCCACUUUUUGAAUGGGGCUUCGAGUGACCUAAAGCAUAUGCUUUCACUUCUUAUUGUUCAUGAUUUUCAUAGUUUUGUAGUACUAGUGGACGACCAAGCUUGAAGUGCUAGAGUGACUUCUUUAUUCCUUUUUUUUUAUCCUCUUCCUCCUUUCGGUUCAUGAAAAACAAUCAUGAUGUUUGGGGCACAUCACUUGGGGUUCAAAAUUUCCAAAUCGUGAAAUCUUUUUACAUCUUUUUGCCUUUGAUUUUGCCGUUAUUAUUCCGUUGACUCAGAAUAGCUUUCCUGUUGGACUUAGUUCUUAGCAUGAUAUUUACCAUUCCAGCUAUUGCAUAUGUAUGUGUUAUAAAUAAUGAAGAUGUAUGAUAGACCUUGUGCAUUGAUGUUGAUUUGGAGUUUGCCUCUUCAGUUUCUUAGUAUUCUGAUUCUCCGAGGACUGAUUCUUAGUUUACUAUCUGGGCAUGCCUAGGUAUUCUCUUCGUUCCUUGUUUUGUUCCUAGUUUAUUGAAACUCAUCGUUAAUUAACCUCAUUUUCUGGGUGCAACCAUAUAACCUGCUUUCUUGAAUCAUUUAUCAUUUCAAAAUUAUUCGAUUGUUUAUAUCAUCAUAAGGUUAAGAUUCAGAACCAUCUUUAAUUCUUAUCUCUAGUGUCUCUCUUCCUUGCCUUCUUGCGCUUCAUUUUUUUCUUCUAGCCUUAAGCAGGACAUACAGAUUGAGAAGAAUACGUAAGAGUCGACUGCUAAGUCAAAAACUUACCCAGACAGUUUUGUAUGGUAACAAAAUGUGUCCAAGCUGAACUGCCUGAGAUCAGGCUUCUCCUUCACCGUAGCCAUCUUCAUUCAUGUCUCCAAAACAAACUCAUAAAUUCAUUCUGUAGAGGGCGAGAAAAGCAGACAUAAGGUGGCUUAGUCAUAAAUUCAUAAACUCAUGAACUAUUUGAUCUUACUACGAUUUCUUCCACAGAAUUAACCAAGUUUUUAAAGUUGUUGCCUUUGGUUUGGAUUGUUGCCUUUGGUUUGGAUUAUUAAAAAGAGAAUUCCAAAACAAUGAUCGAUUUAAGAGUAAAUAUCUAAUCUUUAAUAAUGUCUUAAAAUAAAAUAUGAUGUAUUUAGGGCUAUAAACAUUGCAGAAAGCAUUAAGCAAUAAAAUAAGGAAAAUACUAAACAACAAG